Molecule: messenger RNA, 972 nt
Organism: Westerdykella ornata
Lineage: Eukaryota; Fungi; Ascomycota; Dothideomycetes; Pleosporales; Sporormiaceae
Exons: 2
Coding region: 1-972 (323 amino acids)
Source: RefSeq, a predicted model, not a curated record
AUGGCUUUAGCGCACCUGAUGGAGCACAAGUUGCUGUCCGACGUGACGGGCUUCUCCGCUCUCCGGACAGGCGCGCUCGCUGAAAGGCUGGUGACGCAGGAUCGAAGUGCGAAGCUUGGGGAACACUGGAAGGCUGACAUAUCUGUAUGUGACCGGCAAGUCCUCACGAGGGAUAAGAAGGUUGCGUGGUACACCGAGCGACCUGAUGAAGCCCAGUUCACCCCGGCCGCUCGCAAGCUGCUCGAGCAGUACAGCAAUAUUCCUGCAGACAAGGUCGAGGACCAUGUCGUCAAUAUUCGUAACGAAGCCUGGGACAUCUUCCCAUAUCCAUGCAUUGGACAGUUCAGGUUCCUGGAUUUGACUCUCAGGGAGUUCGACAUCUACCCCGACGUCCUGAAGCGCCUACACGACGGUCAGCGAUUGUUGGACAUGGGCUGCUGUUUUGGGCAAGAGAUCCGUCAAUUGGUGCAAGACGGUGCCCCUGCUGAGAACAUCUACGGCUGCGACUUGAGGGAGGAAUAUAUUGCGCUCGGUUACAAGCUCUUCAGGGACAAAGAUAAGCUCAAGGCCAACUUCAUUACUGCCAAUAUCUUCGAUGUGACCUCCCCUCUCACUGAAUUGAGCGGCCGCUUCGACAUGAUCUUUGCAGGAUCCUUCUUCCAUCUUUGGGGCUAUGAGCAGCAAGUCAAGGUUUCAAAGCUCGUCGCUGCCUUGCUGCGUCCUCAAAAGGGUUCCAUCAUCCUUGGUCGCCAGGUCGGAUCGUACUCAGCCGUUGAACCAGGUCAUGUCACCAACGCCGACGGCAAGAUGUUCCAGCACAGCGUAGAAAGCCUCAAGAAAAUGUGGAAAGACAUUGGAGACGACCUCGGGAUUUCCUUUACCGUCGAUGCCAAGCUGGCGGAAUCGGAAGGUCUACUCAAAUUUCUCCCAAGCAACGCCAGGCGCAUAUGGUUUACCAUAAGAAGAGAGUAG